AUGUCUAACUUGCAAUCACUCCACGCUUCGUUAUUGGCCGAAUGGAAGAAGCCUAAUCAUGGCGAUCUCAACUCCAUUCAGCAGAAGUUGUCGGCCAUCAAGGUAAGGUAUUGGUUUAGGUUCUUGUAUUCUGUAUUUUUAGAUAUAAAUCACAAGUUUUUGUUUCAGCAAGAGCUUCAAAACACCACAGUUUUGUCACAGUUGGGCUUGGAAAAGGCAUCAGCUAUUCACAGUAAGGUUUCUUAUAUUAUACUUUAAAAUUCUGGUUUUAUGUGAUUAAUUGAUAAAAUUAUAUCUUCGUAGCUUAUUAACUAAUUCAAACAAUAAGAUUGCUUGACAUCUUUCAAGUCAUAAUUAUUUUCACUUUUUAGAAGACUAUUUUGAACUAAAUGCCUUGUACAAUGUUGUCAUAUCGGAUAUGGAAGGCUUCGAAAAGGCGAUCUCGGAUGUGCACAGCUUCUACCAAUGUGUUGCUGAGGAUUCCGCCUCAAAGUACUUGAUGUACGGCUUACAUUUGAUGUUCUUGUUGGCACGGAACAAGUUGUCUGACUUCCACAUGGUAAGAUUUUGUUUUUCUUUUGCAUUUUAGGCAUCAAAAGCUUUUUUUUAUUAAAUUCAAUUUGUAGUUAACAUCUUACAAGAGUUAUUUUAUUAUGUUUUAGCUAUUGGAACAGAUCGACCAAGCUGUGCAACAGAAGGAUCCCUACAUCUACCUGCCUGUAAAGCUGGAGCAAUCUCUGAUGGAAGGAGCUUACAACAAAGUAAUCUUGAACGAGAACACCCUCCCCACCCCCUACUACCAAGUCUUUGUCCGUGUUCUGAUGAACACCGUCAGAAGUGACAUUGCUUUGUGUAUCGAGAAGUCUUUCAAGGGCCUUCAGAUCAAGGACGCCGCCAGAAUGUUGUUGUUCGAUAACGAUGCUGAUCUCAAAUCGUUCGCUCAGUCUCGUGGAUGGACCUUGGACAAGGAUAUGCUCCAGUUUUCGAACGAACAAGGCAGUAACGAUACUCACAAGGCCUCGUUGGACACGAAGAGAAUCGCUCUCCAGAAUAUUUAUUACGCUAAACAACUCGAGAUGAUCGUAUAA
Bursaphelenchus okinawaensis is the source of this 1088-nucleotide messenger RNA. Lineage: Eukaryota; Metazoa; Nematoda; Chromadorea; Rhabditida; Aphelenchoididae. The record is from the annotation of a GenBank genome assembly.